CGUUCGUCCUCAGUGUAGGAUAACGAAGUGGUCUUCUCCUUCACUUCCUCUGAAAAAACGAGUAAUUUUAUUUUUAAAGUGACACAUUAGAAUAGCUUCGCUGCUCUUAUCCUGCCCUCUACACAACCCACGGGGACGAUUUUGCCAACGGGAGUGAAGUUUUAAGAGACGCUUUGACAAUCAUCACCACUGCUGAUUAUGGAUGUGAUAGUGCGUCGCUGUCCAUUCCUGGCUCGUGUACCUCAGGCCUUCUUCCAGCAAUCCAAGAAAUCUCUGGUGGUGUAUGCCCAGCGAUGCCCUAUCAUGAUGGAGCUGGCUGCCAAACCCAUGGCCCCUUCAAUGGCACGGGCUCUCUGCUCCUCGUCCUCUCACCAGACAACUGAGAGCACCAUGACUGCCAGUGAUGCCCCCAAACAAGAGGGGGAGUGCAAGCUGCCUGUUGGUCACCCUAUGCCACCCACAGGCCAGGUAGUGGCCUCCAAAUGCCCUUUCCUGGCUGCCGAGAUGGGCCAGAAGAACAGUGUAGUUCGUCAGGUUGGCAUAGAGUUCCAAGAGGAUGUGCAGGAAGUUCGCACUGUCCAGAAAGAAGUUUCACCUGUCCAGCUGAAGCAGCAAUCCUUGCCCAUUGCCACUAAAGGAGAGGAGCCAACUAAUCUAAUGAAGACCCUCCUGAAACAGCGACCUAAGAGGGUCACUCACUUGCUGCAGGACAACUUGCUAGGCAAAAUGUCCCGCUUCCAUUAUGAUGACUUUUUUGAGAAGAAGAUAGAGGAGAAGAAGAGCGAUCACACAUAUCGCGUGUUUAAGACCGUGAACCGCCGGGCCACUGAGUUCCCAAUGGCCGACGACUUCACAGGCUCUCUAGAUGAAAAGAGGGAGGUGUCUGUCUGGUGCAGCAACGACUACCUGGGCAUGAGUCGACACCCUCGAGUCGUCCAAUCCAUCAUGGAUACUUUACAAAAGCAUGGAUCAGGGGCAGGAGGCACCAGGAACAUCUCUGGGACCAGCAAAUUCCAUGUGGAGCUGGAACAUGAACUGGCUGACCUUCACAAGAAGGAUGCUGCACUGCUGUUCACCUCCUGCUUUGUCGCCAAUGACUCCACCCUCUUCACCCUCGCCAAGAUGCUGCCAGGUUGUGAAAUCUACUCUGAUGCCGGCAACCACGCCUCAAUGAUUCAGGGUAUCAGGAACAGUGGUGCUAAGAAACUCAUUUUCCGCCACAAUGACGUGGCCCACCUGAGGGAGCUGCUGCAGAAGGCAGACCCCACAAAACCGAAGAUAGUGGCCUUUGAGACCGUUCACUCCAUGGAUGGUGCUGUGUGUCCACUGGAGGAGAUGUGUGAUGUGGCCCACGAGUUUGGAGCCAUCACCUUCGUAGAUGAGGUCCAUGCUGUGGGCCUGUAUGGCGCCAGAGGAGGGGGCAUCGGAGACAGGGAUGGUGUCAUGCACAAGAUAGAUAUCGUCUCAGGGACACUAGGCAAGGCCUUCGGCUGUGUGGGCGGCUACAUCGCGAGCACUUCUGCUCUGGUGGACACGGUGCGUUCUUAUGCCGCCGGUUUCAUCUUCACCACCUCUCUGCCACCGAUGCUGUUAGCUGGAGCCAGGCAGUCGAUCCAGGUUCUGAAAGGAGAAGAGGGACGCGCACUGAGGCGUAAGCACCAGCGCAACGUCAAGCUGCUCAGACAGAUGCUAAUGGACUCGGGGCUGCCUGUUGUGCACUGCCCCAGCCACAUCAUCCCUGUCCGGGUUUCGGAUGCCGAGAAAAACACUGAAGUGUGUGACAUUAUGAUGAGUCGCCAUAACAUCUACGUGCAGGCCAUCAACUAUCCCACUGUUGCCAGGGGAGAUGAGCUUCUGCGCAUCGCCCCAACUCCUCACCACACCCCUGAGAUGAUGAAAUACUUUGUUGAGAGGCUGGUGCAAACCUGGAAGGAGGUUGGUCUAGAGCUGAAGCCCCACUCAUCAGCAGAGUGCACGUUCUGCCAGCAGCCACUGCACUUUGAGCUGAUGAGCGAACGAGAAAAGUCUUACUUCAGUGGCCUCAGCCACCCUAUCUCAGCCUGCGCAUAACACUACUCGCUACUGCUGGCUCGAGACGGCACAUACACACUCAAAGCUCAUUCCUCUAUCACUGUCAUAGAAUGUAUUAAUUAUCUUCGUACACACAUUAUUUAAAAUAUUCUAUGUUCAGAUGUUCUAUAUGCUCUAAAUAAAGUAUAAGACAAAAGUAA
Messenger RNA from Amphiprion ocellaris (clown anemonefish), 2231 nucleotides. It is a transcript of the gene alas1, whose product is annotated as aminolevulinate, delta-, synthase 1. Bases 199 to 2070 code for a protein of 623 amino acids. Gene Ontology annotation, cellular component: mitochondrion; mitochondrial matrix. NCBI's taxonomy places the organism in Eukaryota, Metazoa, Chordata, Actinopteri, Pomacentridae. The record is from RefSeq and is a predicted model, not a curated record. Gene Ontology annotation, biological process: erythrocyte development; heme biosynthetic process; hemoglobin biosynthetic process. The transcript is spliced from 11 exons. Gene Ontology annotation, molecular function: pyridoxal phosphate binding; 5-aminolevulinate synthase activity.